Symbiodinium natans is the source of this 738-nucleotide messenger RNA. NCBI's taxonomy places the organism in Eukaryota, Dinophyceae, Suessiales, Symbiodiniaceae. The record is from the annotation of a GenBank genome assembly.
AUGAUUAAUGUUUGCAUGAUCUUUCAACUGAAUCCCUUCUCGAUGUUGCCCGCCACAUCGUGCAAUGCUGCAGCCAAGAAAUCGAUGCCGAACGACCUCGAGGCUCUCGAGGAUCAGGUCGAGGCUCCACGGCCUGCGCCCCGGGCGGCCCAACCGCCACCUCGAGGGAAGCGGAUGGGAAGUCGCAGCUCUGCGACAAGGCAGGCCAAGCAGCUGAGUGAGGUGCCUCGCAGCGGUGCCGUUGCACAUGCCCCGCCGGAAGGCGGCCACACAAGUCAAGCUUUACAGCCGCCUUCUCCGGAAGCUCCAGAUCCCAUACCUCUGACAGCGGAACUGGAAGCCUUGAUUGGCAAGACCCUCCGCGAAAUUCAAGUGUUGGAGAACCAGGAGAAGCUCUGGUCACAGCCGGAGCCGGACCUUCAGCUGGAGUUCAAAGCCGAGCAACUCCAGCACAGCUUUUCCAAGGUGAAUGUCCCGAGUCCACCUCAGAUACCUCGCGCCAAGCGCCCACCAGCAACAGGAGCUCGUGAAGCUGAAGAGGAGGCAGUCGAGCACUGCCGGCGAUUCUUGGCGGAAGCGUGCCGGCCACACGUUAAGAUCAGGAUGGCCUAUCCAGUACCUCAUCUUGAAGUGUCUCAAGUGGCGGACAUGCAGCUCAGGCGGCCUUUCGAGAACUCCCUUGAGUCGAUGUCCUUCAACCCGCUGGAGUUCCGAAUCCGUAGCCGAUCCGUCUGGUGA